Homalodisca vitripennis (glassy-winged sharpshooter) is the source of this 1253-nucleotide messenger RNA. RefSeq names its product microtubule-associated protein 10-like. The transcript has a single exon. Gene Ontology annotation, biological process: mitotic spindle midzone assembly; positive regulation of cytokinesis; cytoplasmic microtubule organization. The record is from RefSeq and is a predicted model, not a curated record. Gene Ontology annotation, molecular function: microtubule binding. Lineage: Eukaryota; Metazoa; Arthropoda; Insecta; Hemiptera; Cicadellidae. Bases 137 to 1138 code for a protein of 333 amino acids. Gene Ontology annotation, cellular component: mitotic spindle pole; mitotic spindle midzone; centrosome.
GAUUCUCAAUUAUUCUUCAUUAUUUCUUUAUUAACCUCACAUCAAAAUUUUUGUAUACUAAAUUUUUGUUUUUAAAUUGUGUUAUAUAUUACUAGUGCCUAUACGCAAUUCGAUUACACUGAACAACAAGAAAACGAUGGCUUUAUAUCCGGAGUAUGAGAAACUAUUCCUGCUGGAAGUGCUGGUGGACAGCGUGUACAUCAACCACUCCAGUCUCCAGCUGGAGCCGGCUGUCAAGGCCAACCUGAAGGAGACCUGCGUGAUGUUCCAGUUCCUCAACUAUCCGCCGCUGGUCGUGUGCGAGGAGGACUUCUACAAGUCCCAAGCUCCGACUUCGGACACCCAGCUGAGCUUCAAGAGCGGCAAGUCCUGCAUAUUCUCGAUACGCUCCUCGUUGGUGCCCACGCUACCGUACAAGUUCGACGUGAACGUGAGCGUGAUCCGCAAAGUGGACCAGCCGCAGGGGAAGGUGGUUCUGGGCACUUCGCUGAUCGGUCUGGGGGACAGUUUCGCGGCCCUGAUGCACUCCAGCGUGGCCGAGCCCGACCUGCCUCUCCAGAAGACUAAAGCGGGUACCUUCGAUCUCAACGACGAGAACGACAGGAAGAUCGGCGACGUCACCGCGUUCAUCCGGCUGUCGUGCUUCGGUCAGCUGAUCGUCACUCAGUUUCAAGUGGGGGCCGGCAGAGACGCUUUCAUGUUCAAGGGUACGGAGCCCAAGCAGGUGGUGGAGAUCCCCGGCGACUCCAGCAAGAUGCCGAAGAUCGAGGUGGAUCCUAACUACGUACCACCGGCCAGCGAGCCCAAGCCCGAGCCGGACAGAGGGUACGGCGACUCGAGGGUCGCCCAGCAGUACCAACAGCCCGACUACGGGAUGUACGAGAACUACGAGCAGCCUCAGCCCCAGGAAGAUGAGGGCAACUAUAAGGAGAUAGUCGCGGAGAUCCGAGGACAUUCUCUGCACAUCAAAGUGCCCAUGAGACCCAAGAAGCCCAAGGAAGACGACUUUGUCUGCAAGAAGCAGUUGGUGGACGAGAUAGAAGGACCAGUCUGCAAGUUCGCGCCUCCACUCAAUCUCUGUGACUGCGACUUUCCUGUUCCUCCAGAGGCAAUUCCGCGUUGUGGCCCGAGGAUGUAAUUCUUAAGCGUUGAUUUUAUCAAAUAAGAAAGCUACUUGUAAAGAGUUUUAAUGAAUUAUCAAAUUUCAUAUUUCUUAUUUUAAUAUUUAUAAAUAUUAGUGAAUUUAAAUUCAA